Theobroma cacao (cacao) is the source of this 1610-nucleotide messenger RNA. RefSeq lists its product as uncharacterized. The record is from RefSeq and is a predicted model, not a curated record. Gene Ontology annotation, molecular function: RNA binding. Lineage: Eukaryota; Viridiplantae; Streptophyta; Magnoliopsida; Malvales; Malvaceae.
GUAUAAUCUUCAAGAGUCGUACAAGGGUUUUUUCUUACCUUUUGUUUCUCUGCAGUCCUCCGUUGGGUUAUGUUGUAGUUUUUUAUUGUUACUAUUAUCAUUUACCCUUUUUUUCAAAACCUCUAACGGUGAUAAUAACUUUCUCGUUGAGGGUAUCUUUGUUGGGGAAUCUAAGGUGAGUUGGCUGUGGAAAUCUAUUGAGUUUCUGAUAGAAAAAGAGAGAAGCGAGAAGAAAACCUAUUGAUUGGAGUUGUUUUAGAGGAUUGAUGUGAUUGCUUCACUCCAUAAAUAUUUUUGUCAGCCAACGGCUCUUUCUCACUUUGUCUCCCCUUUUCCCAGUGUAUUUUGGCUUUUUAGGUGCUGAUUCUCGCCUGGGUUCUUUCCUUUUUAUCUCUCUGGGGUUGGCUGUGCUUUGUUUUGGGCUGUUAUUCCCUGUCUCAGUCAGGGCCAAAUAAGAUGGCGGGUGAAAACAAUGCUACAGGGUUUGGUGACACGACUUACACCAAGAUCUUUGUUGGAGGUUUGGCCUGGGAAACUAAAAGAGAUGCCCUGAAACGUUAUUUUGAGCAGUUUGGAGAGAUUCUAGAAGCUGUUGUUAUUAAUGAUAAAACUACAGGAAGAUCAAAAGGUUAUGGCUUUGUGACGUUUAAGGAUGCUGAUUCGGCGAUGAGGGCUUGCCAUAAUCCAUUUCCUGUGAUUGAUGGAAGGAGAGCAAACUGUAAUCUUGCAUCUCUUGGUGCUCAAAAGAAUCGUCCAACUUCUGCCUCUCAGCAUGGAAUGGAGAAAUUUAGCCCACCACCUCGAGUCAUGGCACCACCCAGUACUGGUACUCCGGCAGUUUACCGUCAAAUCAUCCCGCAAUACGCAUUUCCUUAUUCGGCUUACGGGUAUCCUGGUUACACACAGGACAUUUAUUUAAUGAACUAUUACAAUGCAUACGGAGGGCAACAGCUCCCAUCCCAUUUCACCACAGGGUCAUCAGGAUCCCAUGGAGUCUACUUGAGUUACUUCCCACUCUAUCACCAGCAAGGACAGGGCAGCCCAACUCAGUAUCCCAAGAUCACUCAGUAUCCUUACCCGUCUCCGCCAUACCGUGCAUUUGGGAGCUUGACACUUCCUCCAGCUGCCUCUCCUUCACCGCUUGCCCCCACCGCUGCACCAGCCACAGCAGAAUCUGCCGGCAUGCCAGGAACUGCCUCUGCACAGAACUCGUCAGUGUAAUGCCAGCGCCAGUAGAAAUGUGGAAAGGAUACAAACAAGAAGUCAACUGAAUAUACUCUCAUAUAGGCAGAAAAGAAAGGAAAGAGGUUUUACAUUUUUCCUUUUUUUUUUUUUUUGCAAAAACACACCUCAAUCAUAUAUGGCAAAGACCCAGGGAAGCAUUCAAGACUAAAUGACAGAAAACGUUUUUUGCAUUUUUAGCUUUGCUAUUUGGAUUAUAGUGUAUUCUUUUUGACACGCAACAAUUUACGCACUUUUUUCUACCCAUUUUAGGAAUACACUUUUGUUUAAAUUCAUGUCUCAAAUGAUCCCACACUGUUUCUUUUAGCCAAACCAUAUAUAUGUUCCCAUUAUUGGUCAUGAAUAUUCAUAAGAUUUUUAAUUAUUUU